AUGCAAAUCACCAAAGCCCAUGCCGAGACGAGCGUCUCCGCUCUGAGACAAUUGGUGCGCGACCACCCCCUCGGGGUCCUCACGACUGCAAUCCCGUCCUCGCAACAUGCAUUUAUUCAAUCAUCACAUAUCCCCUGGAUUCUCGAUGUCGAAGAUGAUUCUUCAGAGACCGAGCUAGGCGUCCUCCGUGGCCAUUUGGCUCGGGGAAACCCUCAAAGCAAGGCCAUGAUUGAGUCGCUCUCGGCGCCGGACCGCAAGGAAACAGAGGUCAAUAAGCUGGAGCAGGAAGUCUUGGUUCUUUUCACCAGUCAAGUCCACUCAUACCUGACACCGAAGUUCUACACCGAGACCAAGCCGUCCACUGGCAAGGUUGUCCCGACUUGGGAUUAUACCGCCGUGCAGGCAUAUGGAAAAGCCACCAUUUAUCACGACAAGUCCGAGGAGGCGUCGAGCUUCCUGUCCAAGCAGAUUGACGACAUAUCGCUCUUCAUGGAGAGAAAUGUGGCCGGUCACACUUCCGAAGGCGAUAGACCGAAGCCAUGGCGGGUAUCCGACGCACCUGACAGCUACGUUGAGAUUCUCAAAAAGGCCAUCAUUGGUAUCGAGAUCAAGAUCGAGAGGCUGGAGGGCGUGGUCAAGAUGAGCCAGGACAAGGGAGAGGGAGACCGUCUGGGUGUCAUCCAGGGCUUCAAGGACAUGGGUACUCAGCUGGGUCAUGAUAUGGCGGAACAGGUGACGAAGCGCCAUGAAAUAAAAAAGGCCAGCAAGGCCAAUGCCGCUGCUUAG
Pestalotiopsis fici W106-1 is the source of this 786-nucleotide messenger RNA. RefSeq lists its product as uncharacterized. The transcript has 2 exons. The coding region runs from base 1 to 786 and encodes 261 amino acids. The record is from RefSeq and is a predicted model, not a curated record. NCBI's taxonomy places the organism in Eukaryota, Fungi, Ascomycota, Sordariomycetes, Amphisphaeriales, Sporocadaceae.